AGUUUUUCUCAUUCAUUUUAAACAUUACAGUAAUUCCAUUAAACAUUUGUGUUUCUUUAUUUCUGAAAUUUAACCCUGAAUUAUGAUUGAUUUAAGCAAUAAAGUAGCUUUGAUCACUGGCUCCAGUGAUGGGAUUGGAGCAGCAACAGCCAAACUCUUUUCAUCUUUAGGUGCUAAAGUGGCCAUUGUUGGACGUAAGCAAGAUAAACUGGAUAAAGUUGCUGCUGAAUGUGAAGCUAAAUCACCUCAUCACUACAAGCCUGUUGUUAUCAAGGCUGAUUUUGUUAAUGAUGAAGAUGUUGUACGAACCCUUCAAGAAACCAUUGCUGCUUAUAAACGCUUGGACAUUUUAAUCAACAAUGCUGGUCUUACUGGUAAUAAAGAUUUCCUUGAUGCCGAAGCUCUUAGUGACUAUGAUCGAACCCAUCAAGUUAAUGUCCGAUCUGUUAUCCGACUGACUCAAUUAGCUGCACCACAUUUAAUUGAAGCCAAAGGAUCAGUUGUCAAUAUUUCCAGUGUUGCUGGUUUAAAACCGUUUGCAACCGCUUGGUCUUAUUGUAUGUCCAAAGCUGCUCUCGAUAUGUUCACAAAAACAAUGGCAAGUAAAUUGGCUCCACAUGUUCGAGUUAAUUCAGUCAACCCUGGUCCAGUGCGUACCAAUUUUCUGUCUUCACUUAAUGUUGACCCAGAUACUAUAUGGGACGCUUAUGCCGCAGCACAACCUUUGAAACGAGUCGGCAAUCCAGAAGAAAUCGCCACUUUGAUCGCUUUCCUUUCAUGUGAUGCUUCUCGAAACACAACUGGUUCAAUUGUUGUAUCAGAUUCUGGAUCUUUAGUCGCUGAUCCAAUGCCACCUGCUUCUAAUAAUCAAUAAUCAGAGUUUGCUUUUCAUGGCUUAUCUCUUCGUUUUACUCGAUAAAGUAGCUCACUCAAUGGAUGAUUCAUUUGAACAUUUAUUUCAAUAUUCGAUGGUGAAAAUUUUCAAUGUUUCUGUCAAUAGUAAAAUUUGAUGGAAUUGAUAUGAUUCAUAUAUGCUGAUGGACGAAGUUGAUUUUGUCUUACAUAUUUGUUAGGAAUAACAUUUACAUUUUUGCUCUUCUUACCGGCUACAUGGUAAAAUAAAAGGGGAAAUUUUGACAUCUUUACAGUUUCAUUUUUUGAGUUAUAAAUAAAUAAAGUUGUUAUCUAAAAGUAA
Molecule: messenger RNA, 1195 nt
Organism: Tetranychus urticae (two-spotted spider mite)
Lineage: Eukaryota; Metazoa; Arthropoda; Arachnida; Trombidiformes; Tetranychidae
Molecular function (GO): oxidoreductase activity
Source: RefSeq, a predicted model, not a curated record